Molecule: messenger RNA, 1670 nt
Organism: Pocillopora verrucosa
Lineage: Eukaryota; Metazoa; Cnidaria; Anthozoa; Scleractinia; Pocilloporidae
Product: keratin-associated protein 10-6-like
Source: RefSeq, a predicted model, not a curated record
GCCCAGUUGUUUUGGUUGCUGUUGCCAUUCUGAUCCUCAGAGUAGGAGGCGGCCUUCGGGGAUUUCGGCCAACGCAGUGCAACUUAAUCUAUAAAAACGCUUGCCAUCAAUACCGAGAAACGGGAAAUCAUGAAAUUAUGUGCCGCGAAAGCGCACAACAUAAGCUUUGUCAACAAACUUGUAACAGCGGUAGUUGUCGUUUGCAUUGCCAUGCUUCAAACUCGUGCACUCAGCGAUGUGUGGCUGGCCGUUGUAACAACAUCUUUUGUAAAUCCAAGUAUUGUAGACAAGAUUGCACAAGAGGAAGCUGUCAACUGAUGGAUUGUGGUGGAGAGACCUGCAGACAGAAGUGUCUUAUGGGUGGCUGUAACAUGCUCUGCUCGAAAGGAGCCACAAUCUGCACACAGUGGUGCGAAUUGGGAAAAUGCACAAUGCGUUGCCCUCCUGGCGUAAAGUCAUGCGAGCAGACUUGUAAUGGCGGAAAAUGCAACAUGAUUUGUAAUGCAGAGAAAUGCAAACGUUCUUGUAAAGGAGGAGAAUGUACUUACGGUGCGGAAGUUACUCGAGGUUUAGAGGCAGUACUUGGUGCACCACGAUACAUUUACUGCAACGACGAUCUCAGAGAGAGUAUUUGUAUGCAGACUUGCUCUGAGGGAAAUUGCGACAUGAAAUAUAAAUAUAGCCAUCACAGCUCGUUACUGCAGGUGUGCGCGGGAGGAAGUUGCCAUUUCGACUGCAAAGCUCCCCGUAAAUGCACCCAGGUCUGCAUUGGAGGAAAAUGCAUGAAAUACUUAUGCAACUCAAGAGUAUGCAUUCAGGAAUGUGUCGCUGGGGGAUGCACGAUGGAAUGCGAAGCAGAGACAUGUCUUCAGGCAUGCAGAGGUGGCGACUGUAGGAUGAGUUGCAUGUCGAAUGUUAAGCGAUGUUUCCAGUGGUGUCCUGGAGGCAACUGUAUUCUUGGAUGUGAAGCAGAACAAUGCAAACGUUACUGCCAGUCUGGAAGCUGUGUUACUCCUGCCCAAGCUCCCAAACUCCAGGCAAUCGCAAGGAGGGUUAGAUGUGCAAUGUUAACACGUGAAUGUCAUCAGCAGUGCCCACAGAAACGAAGCUGUUCAUUUCUUGGAUGGCUACAUUAUGGCAUUUUCCGAUCAAUAAAUCAAACUUGCAAUGAAGGAGACUGCCGGAGAAUGGAGUGCCGAGCAUCCAUUAAAUGUACACAAACUUGCAACGAUGGAGCCUGCUACUCAAUGUCUUGCACCUCAACUAAUUGCUUACAAGACUGUGCGGGAGCUAACUGCAAUAUGGAGUGUAAUUCUGAACAUUGCACCCAGAUUUGUCGCGGAGGGGGAUGCCAAAUGAAAUGCGCUGAGACAGUUAAAACAUGCAAACAGUCUUGCAAUCCUCAAAAUUUGAACUGCCAGUCUAUUUGUCUGGCAAAAACCUGCUCGGUUACUUUAAUGUAAAAAAAAAUAGCCAUUCGUUUUAAGUGUUGCACUUGUUCGGUAAUCGCACGCCUUUGUUUGUAGGUGUUUUCCGUGCCUUUCAUUUGAUAAAAGAACUGGGGAAAAAAGAGUUAAGGAAGGGAAAAGAAAGACGGAAAGCUUGACAAUAAACACUUUGAAGGAGUAUAGCACUGAUCAAAGUGUUUUAAAGCGCAUAAGAGCAUAUUA